This is a messenger RNA of Marmota flaviventris (yellow-bellied marmot), 975 nucleotides long. Lineage: Eukaryota; Metazoa; Chordata; Mammalia; Rodentia; Sciuridae. The record is from RefSeq and is a predicted model, not a curated record.
AUGAACGGGUCCAACCAAGAAUACACACUCUCUGUUACCCACUUCAUCCUCAUGGGCUUUCCCUCCAGCCCAGAAAUGCAGCUCCUCUACUUUGGGCUCUUCUCCAUGACCUACACUCUGACCCUGAUGGGGAACGCAGCCAUUGCCUGUGCUGUGAGGGGAGACCGGCGCCUUCACACCCCCAUGUACAUCCUCCUGGGCAAUUUCUCUCUCCUGGAAAUAUGUUAUGUCACCUCCACAGUCCCCAACAUGUUGGCCAACUUUCUCUCCACAAGCAAGUCCAUCUCUUUUGUGAGCUGUUUUGCACAAUUUUACUUCUUCUUUUCCUUUGGGUGUGAUGAGGGCUUCUUCCUUUGCAUCAUGGCCUUUGACAGGUACCUUGCCAUCUGUCGUCCUCUGCAUUACCCACGCAUCAUGACCAGACAGCUGUGCACUGGCCUCAUCAUCUUUGGAUGGUCAUGUGGGUUCAUCCUCUUUAUUACCCCAGUUGUUCUCAUUUCACAAUUACCCUAUUGUGGUCCAAAUAUCAUCAACCAUUUUAUGUGUGAUCCUGUCCCACUGAUGAUGCUGUCCUGUUCUGAAGACUCCACCACCCAGUUCAUUUACUCUGCCUUCAAUGCUUUCUUCAUGAUUGGCACUUUUCUCUUCAUUCUUUGUUCUUAUGCUCUGGUGAUUCUAGCUGUGGUCAGGAUGCCCUCAGCAGCGAGCAAACGCAAGGCUUUCUCUACUUGUGCUUCUCAUCUAGCUGUGGUGGUCCUGUUUUUUGGCUCUAUUAUGGUAAUGUAUGUUAGCCCUGGAUCCAGACACCCAGUAGAAGUGCAGAAAAUCAUUACCUUAUUUUAUUCUGUGAUAACACCCCUCUGUAAUCCUCUAAUUUAUAGCCUGAGGAACAAAGAAAUGAAAGCUGCCCUCAGAAAAGUCUUUGGGACUGAAAUACUGCUCAUAAAACAUAAACCAAACAUCAUAGCUAACUGA